This is a messenger RNA of Contarinia nasturtii (swede midge), 1937 nucleotides long. RefSeq names its product sphingomyelin phosphodiesterase-like. Gene Ontology annotation, molecular function: acid sphingomyelin phosphodiesterase activity. Gene Ontology annotation, cellular component: lysosome. Bases 51 to 1901 code for a protein of 616 amino acids. Gene Ontology annotation, biological process: sphingomyelin catabolic process; ceramide biosynthetic process. The record is from RefSeq and is a predicted model, not a curated record. Lineage: Eukaryota; Metazoa; Arthropoda; Insecta; Diptera; Cecidomyiidae. The transcript is spliced from 6 exons.
AUAGAAGUAACAAACUCUGUGAACAUAAAUAAUAAAUAUUUGAAAAUAUAAUGAAGUGUCUGCUAAAAAUAGUUGUUAUAAUAUUUGUUUUGAAAGGAAGUAACAUUUCUGUUACUAACGGUCUAUAUUUGCUGGGUGGAUCAGAUGACGUUGAUUUGAUGUCCAAUACGUCGGACAUAUUGAGUAACUACUGUGAAAGUUGCAAAUGGGGUGUGGCAUUGCUUAAUCGUUAUUUAAAGGCCGGCGAGAGUGAUGAGCGAAUUUUAACAAUUGGAAUUAAAUUAUGCAUCACUUUAAAAAUUCAAACGCCGAAUGUUUGUGAAUUAGGCAUCCGUUUAUUCGGCCAAGAGAUUAUACGGCUGGCUAAAAUAGUGAAUAUGACCUCAUCUGAAGUGUGCUAUUUUAUUCUGGAUGAUAUGUGUGAAGAAAGUGUUGUAAAUGAGAGACAUACAUGGAAUGUUUCACUUAAAACAUUGCCAAAGCCAAAAGUUAGGGAAAUUCCAUUGCCAAAAGAAAAUGCACCAAAACUAAAAGUUUUGCAUAUCUCCGACACACAUAUGGAUCCACUGUAUUUAGAAGGUUCUAAUGCAGCCUGCAAUGAGCCGUUGUGUUGCCGUGAAACCGACGGCCAAGCAAAUUCAACUUAUUCCGCCGCAGGGAAAUGGGGCGAUUAUAGAUGUGAUUUACCAACACGAACUAUCGAACAUUUUUUGAAUCACAUUAUGGAAACACAUAAGGAUAUUGAUUACGUAAUUUGGACGGGAGAUGUCGUGCCACAUGACGUGUGGAUUCAAACAAACGUAGAAUUAAUGAAUGUCAUCGAAGAAACUAUCAUAUUGGUAUCCGAAAAACUGCCAGGAAUAAAAGUUUUCCCAGCAAUCGGCAAUCAUGAACGAGCACCAGCCAAUUUUUUUCCAACAUCAAAUCAAGAUAGUUCGAUAUCUUUAUUUUAUAACGAUAUCGAUACACUGUGGAGUCGUUGGUUAUCAAUAAAUACCUCACGAACGUUGCGAAAAGGAGCGUUUUAUUCAACAUUAGUACGACAUGGUCUUCGAAUAAUCUCGUUAAAUAUGAAUGUUUGUUCCAAUUUGAACUUUUGGCUGCUCACGGAGUCAAAAGAUCCGUCCGAAGAAUUAGAAUGGCUCAUAAAUGAACUGCAAUCGGCCGAAAAUGCCAAUGAGAAAGUGCAUAUAAUCGGGCACAUUCCACCAGGCAAUCAAGACUGCUUGAGAAUAUGGUCUCACAAUUAUUAUGACAUUAUAGCACGAUUCGAGAAUACUGUUGCUGCUCAAUUUUUUGGACACACACAUUUUGACGAGUUUGAAGUAUUUUAUGACCCAAAAAACUUAAGUCGUGCAACAAAUAUUGCAUACGUCGGUCCAUCGCUGACUAGUUACUGGGAUCUGAAUCCCGGUUAUCGAAUUUAUUAUAUUGAUGGUGAUCACAAUGAUACAACUCGAAUGGUUGUCGACCAUGAAACGUGGAUUUUGGAUUUAGAAGAGGCCAAUAUUCUCAAUAAUCCAAUUUGGCGAAAAUCUUAUUCAGCAAAACAUGCAUAUUCGAUGAAAGGGCUACGACCGAUCGAUUGGGAUGGUCUUAUCAAACGAAUGGAAAAUGAUGAUGACUUAUUUGAUUUGUACUUCAGAAAUUAUUGGAAACAAUCACCAUUUCGACCCGAAUGUGAUACUGAGUGCAAAAGAGACAUAUUGUGUCAGGCCAAAAGUGGACGUAGCCAUGAUAAAUCACAUCUCUGUCCAGAUUUAAAAACAAUACCACAUGAAACCGGCCCAGAUUUGACCCCAAUGAAUGCACAUGCAGAACCUUUGCAACAAUUAAGCAUAGUUUGUAUUUGGAUUUAUAGUCUUUAUGUUUUGACGACGAUAUGCUGCCGUUUUACUUAACUUCAAAAUAUGAUUCAAAUUUUUAAUUUUUAAAAA